UUGAUUGAGACUUUUAUUAGUAGAUUGCACAGUACAGUAGGGCUGGGCGAUAUAUCGAUAUCCCUGUAAGACCCAAAUAUAGAAAAAUAUAUAUAUAUAUAUAUUUGACCUUUCAGAUGUUGUUGUAGGAGGCAUUUGAUGCAGAAAUUGAAGAGGUAAAAAAAAAUGUUUAUUUAUGUUUUUAGAGAAAUUUUGUAAUAUUGCAACAUUGGGCUUUGAUGGGAGCAGAAUUUCUGUAUUUGUACUCACGUUGUCUGAACAACUAACUGUUCAUUUGCAGGGUUGAUUGCUUACUUAUCCCCAUAACGGUAUAUACCAUUAAUAAUAAUCACACAUUAGUUAUAUUUUCAUGAAGUCAUCUAUUACAAAUAUAAAAAAUAUGAAACAAGAUAAAACUCUUAAAAAACGCUUUUUCCCCCCUCUUUUUUUCUUUUCAUGACAUUGGUCAUGAAGACUUUCAUUGGUGGUGAAAGUCCUAAAAACAGUCCCUGUCGUCUGUAAAACAAAGGCGAACAUCACACUUUCUGCAUUGUGUGUUGGUGUAUCCUGUAUUGCAGUGUCUGCAGCAUCAUCAUCUCAUCCACAGAGUUGUGCUCCUCUGGUACCACCUGCAGGCAUUUCUCUCUGAAUUAAUCAUGCAUAGUUUGUCUUUCUUUUCCGUCUCAGAUACUGUCAUGUUGUUUACAAAAUGUAAUGACGUCAACGGGGAUUGGAAUCUGGUGCGUGGCAUCACAUCAGCAACAGGUGAUGGACCAAUGCUCAGGGUAGACAAUAGUGUCUGCCUGAGCCUAAUUAGGAAGAUGACAUCCCAGCCACAACAGCGCUACCUGGUCUUGUUCGACUUUGACGAGACCAUCAUCAAUGAGAACAGCGACGACGCCGUCCUGCAGGCGCUGCCGGACCCGCAGCUUCCCGAUUGGCUGAAAAACAGCUACCGCGAGGGCCACUACAACGAGCACAUGCAGCAGAUUUUGGCCUACAUGUCCGAGCAGGGCGUCUCCCCCGACGCUAUCCAAUUGGCGGUGGAAAAGAUCCCGCCCACUCCGGGUCUCCUCAACCUGCUUCAGUUCCUGCAGAGCCACCAGCAGGACUUUGAGCUGGCGGUGGUUUCGGACGCCAACAUGUACUUCAUCGAGACCUGGCUGAAGCAGGCGGGGGUGCGCCACCUCUUCAGGAAGAUCUUCACCAACCCGGCCAGCUUCGACGACGACGGCCGCCUCGUGCUGCUGCCUUUCCACGCACACUCGUGCCCCCAUUGCCCUGACAACAUGUGCAAGCAGGUGAUCCUGAGAGAAUACCUGACUGUCCGUCAAAAGGAGCGCGGCGGCGCCUCCUUCCAAAGGGUUUUUUACAUUGGAGACGGGGCCAAUGACAUAUGCCCCUCGCUAGUCUUGGGGCCCCGGGACACGGCCUUCCCUAGGAAGGACUUCCCCAUGCACAGGCUGCUGCUGGAGUCCCAGGGAAGCAAGUUGAAGACCAACAUGGUUCCCUGGAGCAGAGGCCAGGACGUAGUGGACUGUUUGAAGAAGAUCAUGGAGGAAAGAUGAUGACGGAGGAAAACAGCAAUAGUAACAAAAAGGUGCUCACAUAAAGUAUGUCCAUUUUAAUCACUGAAACGUAUUAUAUUACUGUUUCACUAUUAUUAUUGCUAAUGAUAAGCCAGCAACCAUAUUUACUCUCCAUUAGGCAACGAGAACUAGCUUCCAGAAUAUCGUUUUUUUUCAAAAGCAUUAAGUGCAGAAAAUCAAUUAUAAAUGGGUUAUACUUGUAUAGCGCUUUUCUACCUUCAAGGUACUCAAAGCGCUUUGACAGUAUUUCCACAUUUACCCAUUCACACUCUGAUGGCGGGAGCUGCCAUGCAAGGCGCUAACCAGCAGCCAUCAGGAGCAAGGGGUGAAGUGUCUUGCCCAAGGACACAACGGACGUGACUAGGAUGGUAGAAGGUGGGGAUUGAACCCCAGUAACCAGCAACCCUCCGAUUGCUGGCACAGCCACUCUACCAACUUCGCCACGCCAUCCCCAAUUCUAAUAUUAGUGUUUAACAGUUCAUUUGUUAGCUUGCCGGCUAAUUCCGAGUCAGACGACCUGAACAUACUGUUUUUCCCUCAUUGGAGGAAUGCUUUGAUCAAGAGUCUCACCACGGGAAAACAAUAUUUCUUCAAAAAGUAGUGAACUGCCCCUUUUUUUGCUAGUAGGCUACUUUCCGGUUUACAGACAAUGGGUUGAGGGAAUAGAUUUUAUUGCGACUCAGGCGACAAACUAUAAAAUAUACAGUAUUUUUGCAAAGAGAAGUAAGAAUAUAUGAGGCUGGUCAAAUUAGCCUUUGUCUGUCCAUUCGUUUGCUUGCAAGCUAAUUCCUGGUUUACAGACUAUGACCGGGCAGUUUGAUUUGUCUUUCUGGGGCAGAGUAGGAUUGAUUUUAUUGUGACUUGGGUGACAAAGUUAAAAACAUAUAGCCUUUAUUUUAACAGAAUGAAGAAAAAAAUAUGUGAGUGAUUAAAUUAGUAUUUGUCGGUCCGCUUACUAGCUAACAUGCUACUUCUUGGUUUAUAGACAAUGACAAAACCUAUAAUUUGUCCUUCUAGUUGGAUUGGUUUUAUUGUGAUUUAGGCAACAAAAUAGAAAAUAUACAUUAUUUAUUUUAAAAUAACUAAAUAUCAAAUUGUGACUGAUCAAAUUAGUAUUUGUCGUUUGCUAGCUAACAUGCUACUCCCAGGUUUACAGACAAUAACAAAACUUUAUUUGUCCUUCUGGGCCGGGGUGGGAUUGGUUUUAUUGUGAUUUAGGCGACAAAAUUGAAAAUAUACAGUAUUUAUUUUAACAUACUGUAACUAAAUGUCAUAUGUGACUGAACAAAUUAGUAUUUGUCCAUCCGUUUGCUAGCUAACAUGCUACUUCCUGGGUUACAGACAAUGACCGGGCAGUUUAAUUUGUCUUUCUGGGGCAGAGUAGGAUUGAUUUUAUUGUGACUUGGGUGACAAAAUUAAAAAUAUAUAGCCUUUCUUUUAACAGAAUGAAAUAAGCGGUCGAAAAUGGAUUGGGAAAAAAAAUGUGAGUGAUUAAAUUAGUAUUUGUCGGUCCUUUUACUAGCUAACAUGCUACUUCUUGGUUUAUAGACAAUGACAAAACCUAUAAUUUGUCCUUCUAGUUGGAUUGGUUUUAUUGUGAUUUAGGCAACUAAAUAGAAAAUAUACAUUAUUUUAAAAUAAGUAAAUAUCAAAUUGUGACUGAUCAAAUGAGUAUUUGUCCUUCCGUUUGCUAGCUAACAUGCUACUCCCAGGUUUACAGACAAUAACAAAACUUUAUUUGUCCUUCCGGGCCGGGGUGUGAUUGGUUUUAUUGUGAUUUAGGCGACAAAAUUGAAAAUAUACAGUAUUUAUUUUAACAUACUGUAACUAAAUGUCAUAUGUAACUGAACAAAGGAGUAUUUGUCCAUCCGUUUGCUAGCUAACAUGCUACUUCCUGGGUUACAGACAAUAACACCUUAUAAUUAGCCUUUCUGGGGUAGAGGGAGAUUGUUUUUUAUUGUAAUUUAAGUAACAAAAUAGAAAAUGUACAGCAUUUAUUUUAAUAGAAGUAAAAAAAAAACAAUCAAAUUAGUAUUUGUCCGUUUGUUUGUUAGCUAACAUGCUACUUCCUGUAAGAUGCUAGGACCUUUCUAUCGAGGGUAUGAGGUAAUCAGUUCCAGCGUGACUUAGGCCACAAAAGAGAAAAGCUAUAUACUAUUUUUUCUAACAAAAGUGGAAUACAUAAUGACACAUCUAAUUAGCCUUUGUCCAUCCGCUUGUUAGCGAGCAGGCUACUCCCGUUAACAUACCGUUUUUGUUUCUGGAGCAGUUUUACAGACACAAUCCACAAUCCAAGAAUAAUUAGCUGCUUCCUGGUUUGUGGAAAAUGACGUUAGAUGGACAAGAGCCAUACCAUUUUUUUAAAUUCUUUAAACAAAAGUGUAAACAUUUCUCAGCAAGCGGAUGAGGAACAAUUCUAGCAUGAACAAACAGCUUCUUUUUUUUUUAUCACAAAGCCACACCUACUGAUAAAAGCACCAAUAUGUAUUACUGUUGACACACAGGACAACGAGUCGUUUAUGUGAUUGUAGUGUGAUCAAGCACCUUGUAGACAAUGUCUUUAUCUCAGCAAGCUGAUCAUCAUUUAGUAUUGAAACAAAGGUGCUUUGUGAUCUGAGGACCAUUUAAACUCAGGUUCAACGUCCCUUGGUCCCGAGCUUCAAGUGCAGAUCAAAUGUUGCCUUUGAGUUCAGGUGACAGUCGCACUGAUACCUAAUCUAAAGCUAAUCGAGGACAAUACAAGUGUAAUCUACACCACACACACACACAUAAAGGCAACAUUAGUGUUUGCACUUUGGCCUCCGACUCAGACACGUGUGCAGUAUUGCUAUGAUUACUACCAGCAAUAUAUGUGUUUGAUAGCAAUAGCAAGUAUAGUACCCGGUGUCCCUAAUAAUUUGUGCCCUAGUGUUGAAUAUGUGUCCUAAUUAAUGACGAAAUUAUGUUUUUUCACUGUUUAUUUGCACAUGUGCUGCUCUAGGAGUGAUAUGUGUAAUACAAUAAGAUCAACCUGUCAAUGUGCAAUAAUGACUGCAAUAUAAUGUACAAGAGGUUUAUGGAUAAAUAAGGGAAUAUAUUUUUCAUGACUUUUAUUUGCUUUGCUUAAUUGCUUUAAUGUGAGUGCAAUGUCACGGAAAUGUGCAACAAGGAAUAUAAAGCCAUCAUGUCACCAGCCAUGUGUCUAUCUCUGCUAAUAUUGUCAAUUGUG
This is a messenger RNA of Nerophis lumbriciformis (worm pipefish), 4776 nucleotides long. Its product is annotated as probable phosphatase phospho1. The record is from RefSeq and is a predicted model, not a curated record. Gene Ontology annotation, molecular function: phosphatase activity. Lineage: Eukaryota; Metazoa; Chordata; Actinopteri; Syngnathiformes; Syngnathidae.